Molecule: messenger RNA, 5602 nt
Organism: Myotis daubentonii (Daubenton's bat)
Lineage: Eukaryota; Metazoa; Chordata; Mammalia; Chiroptera; Vespertilionidae
Gene: ATAD2
Product: ATPase family AAA domain containing 2
Biological process (GO): nucleosome disassembly; nucleosome assembly; transcription initiation-coupled chromatin remodeling
Cellular component (GO): nucleus
Molecular function (GO): chromatin binding; histone binding; ATP hydrolysis activity
Source: RefSeq, a predicted model, not a curated record
CGGGUUCGCCUCCACGUUGCCCGAAGUCCCUCGCUCCACGGACGGGGAGGAAAGUUUGACGCCCGCCGCGGCAGGGGGGCGGCGUGGGCGGGGCCGGCGGCGGAGGGAUUCCGGGCGCGCGCGCUGCCGUCGCGGGCACCGAGCGAGUGGCGCCAGAAUUCAGAGCGCGGAAGAGCCCGAGCGCCCGCUCCCGUCGGUGGGACCCGCCGCCAGCCGCCCGGACCCGCCGCCCGCCGCCCCCGCCGGGGCCCGGGCCGAGAGAAGAUGGUGGUCCUCCGCAGCAGCCUGGAGCUGCAGAGCCACUCCGCCGCCUCGGCCACGAGCUCCCUGGACCUGUCCAGCGAGUUCCUCAGCUUGGAACGGAUCGGCCGGAGGCGGCUGCGCUCGGCCCGCGCCGCCGAGCAGUCCGCCGUCCCCGCGGCCGCCGUGGGAGAUGGGUCUUCAGUUAAGGAAGUUGAAACCUACCACCGGAAACGUGUUUUAAGGACUUUGAGAAAAAAUGCACAGAAUUCUUCAGAUUCUAGUUUUGAUAAGAAUAUGGAAGUAACGGAGAAACAUGCUAAUGGCAGGCAUUUUACAAGGCAGUUGGCCAGACAGCAGGCUGAUAAAAAAAAAGAAGAGUGCAAAGAAGACAAAGUAAUUCCAGUUACUCGGUCAUUGAGGACUAGAAACAUUGUUCAGACUCCAGAACACUUGCAUGAAGAGAAUGGUGAUGUUGAAGUUCGCCGCAGUUGUAGGAUUAGAAGUCGUUACAGUAGUGUGAACCAAUCUGUGCUAUUUGAUAAACUUAUAACAAACACUGCUGAAGCUGUACUUCAAAAAAUGGAUGACAUGAAGAAGAAGAUGCGUAGACGGCGAAUGAGAGGACUAGAAGACUUGACAGUGUUUAAUGAAACAGAAGAAGGGAAUCUUAACAUGUACACAAGAGGAAAACAAAAAAGUAUUCAAAGAACUGAUGAAGAAACAACUGAUAAUCAAGAAGGCAGUGUGGAAUCAUCUGAAGAGGGUGAAGAUCAAGAAGAUGAAGAUGAUGGUGAAGAUGAAGAUGAUGAUGAAGAAGAUGGAGAAGAAGAUAAUCAGAAACGAUAUUAUCUUAGACAGAGAAAAGCUACUGUUUACUACCAGGCUCCAUUGGAAAAACCUCGUCACCAGAGAAAGCCCAACAUAUUUUAUAGUGGCCCAGCUUCUCCUGCCAGACCAAGAUAUCGAUUAUCUUCUGCAGGACCAAGAAGUCCUUACUGUAAACGAAUGAACAGGCGAAGGCAUGCUAUUCACAGUAGUGAUUCUACUUCCUCUUCCUCUUCUGAAGAUGAACAGCACUUUGAGAGACGCAGGAAAAGGAGCCGCAAUAGAGCUAUCAACAGGUGUCUGCCACUAAAUUUUCGGAAAGAUGAAUUAAAAGGAAUUUAUAAAGAUCGAAUUAAAAUUGGAGCAAGCCUUGCUGAUGUUGAUCCAAUGCAAUUAGAUUCUUCAGUUCGAUUUGAUAGUGUUGGUGGUCUGUCUAAUCAUAUUGCAGCUCUAAAAGAGAUGGUGGUAUUUCCAUUACUUUAUCCAGAAGUCUUUGAAAAAUUCAAAAUUCAACCUCCAAGAGGUUGUUUGUUUUAUGGUCCACCUGGAACUGGAAAAACACUGGUUGCUAGAGCACUUGCCAAUGAGUGCAGUCAAGGGGAUAAGAGAGUAGCAUUUUUCAUGAGAAAAGGUGCUGAUUGUCUAAGUAAAUGGGUAGGAGAGUCUGAAAGACAGCUACGAUUGCUAUUUGAUCAGGCUUACCAGAUGCGCCCAUCCAUUAUUUUCUUUGAUGAAAUUGAUGGUCUGGCUCCAGUUCGAUCAAGCAGGCAAGAUCAAAUUCACAGUUCGAUUGUUUCCACCCUGCUAGCUCUUAUGGAUGGAUUGGACAGCAGAGGAGAAAUUGUGGUCAUUGGUGCUACCAACAGAUUGGAUUCUAUUGAUCCUGCUUUACGAAGGCCUGGUCGCUUUGACAGAGAAUUUCUUUUCAGCUUACCUGAUAAAGAUGCUCGAAAAGAAAUUCUGAAGAUUCACACCAGGGAUUGGAAUCCUAAACCACUGGACAUAUUUCUAGAAGAACUAGCAGAAAACUGUGUUGGAUACUGUGGUGCAGAUAUUAAGUCAAUAUGCUCUGAGGCUGCUUUAUGUGCUCUGCGUCGACGCUACCCACAGAUCUAUAACACCAGUGAGAAACUACAGUUGGAUCUCUCUUCAAUUACUAUCUCAGCUAAAGAUUUUGAGGUAGCUAUGCAAAAGAUGAUACCAGCCUCCCAAAGAGCUGUGACAUCACCUGGGCAGGCACUGUCCACCAUUGUGAAACCACUCCUGCAAAGCACUGUUCACCAGAUCUUAGAAGCCCUUCAGAGAGUAUUUCCACAUGCGGAAAUCAGAACAAAUAAAGCACUAGACUCCGAUAUUUCUUGUCCUCUGCUAGAAAGUGACUUGGUAUACAGUGAUGAUGAUGUUCCAUCAGUAUGUGAAAAUGGGCUUCCUCAAAAUUCUUUUAAUAAAGCAAAAGAAAAUUUUAAUUUUCUUCAUUUGAAUAGAAAUGCUUGUUAUCAACCUAUGUCUUUUCGACCAAGAAUAUUGAUAGUGGGAGAACCAGGAUUUGGGCAAGGUUCUCAUUUGGCACCAGCUGUCAUCCAUGCUUUGGAAAAAUUUGCAGUGUAUACAUUAGACAUUCCUGUUCUUUUUGGAAUCAGUACUACAUCUCCUGAAGAAACAUGUGCCCAGAUGAUUCGUGAAGCUAAGAGAACAGCACCGAGUAUAGUGUAUAUUCCUCAUAUCCACUUGUGGUGGGAAAUAGUUGGACCAACACUCAAAGCCACAUUUACCACAUUAUUACAGAAUAUUCCUUCAUUUGCUCCAGUUUUACUACUUGCAACUUCUGACAAACCCCAUUCUGCUUUACCAGAAGAGGUACAAGAAUUAUUUAUCCGUGAUUACGGAGAAAUUUUCAAUGUUCAGUUACCUGGUAAAGAAGAACGGACAAAAUUUUUUGAAGAUUUAAUUCUAAAACAAGCUGCUAAGCCUCCUAUAUCAAAAAAGAAAGCAGUUUUGCAGGCCUUGGAGGUACUCCCAGUAGCACCACCACCUGAGCCAAGACCAUUGACAGCAGAAGAAGUGAAACAACUAGAAGAACAAGAAGAAAAUACAUUUAGAGAACUGAGGAUUUUCUUAAGAAAUGUUACACAUAGGCUUGCUAUUGAUAAGCGAUUCAGAAUAUUUACUAAGCCUGUUGACCCUGAUGAGGUUCCUGAUUAUGUUACUGUAAUAAAGCAACCAAUGGACCUUUCAUCUGUAAUCAGUAAAAUCGAUCUCCACAAGUAUCUGACUGUGAAAGACUAUUUGAGUGAUAUUGAUCUGAUCUGUAGUAAUGCUUUAGAAUACAAUCCAGAUAGAGAUCCUGGAGAUCGUCUUAUUAGGCACAGAGCCUGUGCUUUAAGAGAUACUGCCUAUGCAAUAAUUAAAGAAGAACUUGAUGAAGACUUUGAACAGCUUUGUGAAGAAAUUCAGGAAUCUAGAAAGAAGAGAGGUUGUAGCUCCUCCAAAUAUGCCCCAUCUUAUUACCAUGUGGUGCCAAAGCAAAAUUCCACUUCUGCUGGUGAUAAAAGAUUGGAUCCAGAGCAGAAUGAAAAGCUCAAGAUGCUCAACAUUCCUGUGGCUUGCAGCACUCCUGCUCAGUUGAAGAGGAAAAUCCGCAAAAAGUCGAAGUGGUACUUAGGCACCAUCACAAAACGAAGGAAGAUUUCACAGACCAAAGAUGGCAGCCAAAAUGUCACAGAUGACAAAAUUGAGAGUGAUACAGAGGAAAAUCAUGAUAUAAGUGUAGACCACAUCGAGACUGGAAACACAGGAGAGUCUUCAAUGGAAGAAAAUGAGAUGCAGCAAAAUGGCUCUGAAAGCAAAAUAGAUUUGGGAAAUAACUCAAGUACCUGUAGUAUUCAGAAUGAACUUGAAUCUGGGAAGGCUGCAGCAAGUACAGAACUGAAGAAAGAUAAGAUCACUUGCAGUGGAGAUUCUUUAAGCUCUCAAGUAAUAAAUGUUUCUAAUGAAAGUGAAGCAAAAGAAAGGUGGAUUCUGCAAAUGACUCAAGCUAGACAUUCCCAAAUAGAGCAACAGCAGCUCAUCAGUGCUGAAAAGGCUUUGGCAAUUCUUUCACAGCCUAUACCCUCACUUGUUGUGGACCACGAGCGAUUACAAAAUCUUUUGAAGACUGUUGUUAAAAAGAGUCAGAAAUACAAUCUUUUUCAGUUGGAAAAUUUGUAUGCAGUAAUCAGCCAGUGUAUUUAUCAGCAUCGCAGGGACUAUGACAAAACAACACUUAUUCAGAAAAUGGAGCAAGAGGUAGAAAACUUCAUUUGUUCCAGAUCCUGAUGUCAUGGUAUCACAUAUUCUUAUAUUCUGUUUUUACUUAGUUCACCCCUGUCAUGUUCACAUAACUGAUGCAAGGUGAAAUCCUGCAUCUUUAAGAAAAAUAUUAAAAUAGUAAAUAAAAAUAUUUAAACUUUUAGUAUCUAUGUACAUGUGUAAGAUAAAUUACAGAGAUAAAAUGCUGGGAGUUUGAUGGAACAAGGCACUGUAGUAAUAGUAAUGCUAUGGCAUAUCAAUAGUUGAAAUGUGGACGACUCAAUAUAAAGAUAGCUUACAUUUUAUGGCAAUGAAGAGUAAUUAGUGACAUUGAUUUUUUUUGUUUUAAGCACUUUUAACGUUACCCGUCCUGCAGUAGUUGAUUGCAUCAGACUAGAAACUUAACCGUUGCAUCUUUGCCAUCCUUUUGUUGUCUUCAGUACCCAUCUCUCAUCUGCUUUUAGCUUGCCCUGUUCAUUCACAUAAAAGACAGUGUUCAAUUCAUGAGGGCCCUUGACAAUUUUUGGCUGCAUCACAAUUCUGUACCUGAAUGUCAAAAUAAAUGCUUUUUGGAUAACAUUUUUAUAAUUCUUAUUUGGGUUAAUAAAUUUUAAAUAUUUUUAGUUAAGUCUUAUAAUUAUACACAACAAACAUAACUACUUUGUUGAACAGCUUUUUAAUAACACAAAGUUUUUAUAUUUGAAAAAUGUUUAUAUCCUUCUAAAUUUGUGUUUAGGUUAUAUUCUAUAUAUAUUUUUAUAUGCAAUUAUAUAAAUAUAAUGAAUUUUUGUAAUAAUGGUACCAAAAAUGCAUUUCUUAAAGAAAUAAAACCAUUCACCACCAUGCACAUUCUUUUUCUUUUUUUUAGGAGCCAUUCUAAUAUUUGUAAAAUAGCUUCUAUUGGAAACUUUCAAUAAGUGUUGGGGAUAAUGAUCUCAAAUGAGAGAUUCUGGAUUCUAAUAGUUUCAAAAGUUGAGUGGCCUUUUGUUGAUUUACCUGGAUAUUGUAUUUAAAGCAUUUUAAAACCCAGUAAUUCAGAUACCUUAAUUAAAAGAUAAUCUCUUAGUAAUACAUAAAGCAAUGCCAUUCACUAUAAAUAUCUGAGUAUGUGCAUAUUCCUGGAUUCAUGCACAUAUACACAUACAUACUUAUUUGUAUUGAAAUUUAUUAUAAUUUAUUCCAGAUGCGUCCUUUAGGAUUUCAUUUUGUAUAAUUUCUUUAAUAAAUGUUCAAUGUAAAAAUGGUU